CCCCUCCCACUCCUCUUACCCCAGCUUCCUUUUGCUCGCUCGUUCGGAUUGUUUUGGAUCCCAUCUCCAUCCACCAUCAAGCAGAGAAUCCUGAUUUUAUGCGAUCCAACCAAAAGGAUUAUACACGUGUUAUCCUGGCGUUCAGUGCAGAAAUAAAAUCCCUAAGGUGAAGAUUGUGAAGAAGGACCAUUGAAUUAAAGACGGCUUUCAGAUUUGUCACCAACACCGUUAUCUGUCAUGAAGAUCACGAUAGAAGAGAAGAUACCACGAAGCCUUCUUGUCCCACUGGAUAUGAAUUAGAUUUUUUUUAAAAGAAAGUUAAAAUUAUUUACUUUCAUUUUAGUGUUCCAAUUUCAUAAUACUUAUUUGGUUUUGGUAUUAGGGACUGAAUAUGGGACUUCAUGAGUGUUAGAUAAACACUAUGUCCCUGAACUCUAUCUCCAUAUUCUUUUCUCUAAGUAGACUCAGAGAGUAGAAAUUAAUUCAGUGCUAAGCUGCAGGAUAAACUAAUAUUCAUUCUGGUAUUUAGCCCUAUUUUUGUAUUUGAAAAAGAGUAGCUAACCAAGAGCCUUAGUCAUUCAUAAUGAAAUAUACCAAAUGCAACUUUGCCGUGUCAGUUUUUGGCAUCAUAAUCUAUGUAGUUGAUUUGGUUGCAGACAUUCUCCUGUCUGUCAGGUAUUUCCACGACGGACAAUAUGUUUUUGGUGUUUUAACACUAAGCUUUGUGCUUUGUGGAACACUCGUAGUCCAGUGUUUUAGCUAUUCGUGGUUGAAGGAUGACUUAAAGAAAACAAGACAAGAAAAUGAGCAUUCUUUUCUUCUACUCCAUUGCUUGCAAGGAGGAGUUUUUACAAGGUAUUGGUUUGCCUUGAGACAGGGUUACCAGGUGGUUUUCAAACCCAGCAGCAGAACGAGUGAUUUCUCGGAGGAGCAAACGGACCCUCACAAAGAAGCUAUAGACAUAGCCACCGACUUGAGCAUGCUCAGGCUGUUUGAGGCCUACCUGGAAAGCUGCCCACAGCUCAUUCUUCAGCUCUACGCCUUUCUGGAGCGGGGCCAGGCAACUUUAAGUCAGUAUGCGGUCAUCAUGGCUUCCUGCUGUGCUAUUUCUUGGUCAACAGUCGAUUAUCAAAUAGCUUUAAGAAAAUCAUUACCUGAUAAAAAUCACCUCCGUGGACUCUGGCCCAAGCUCACAUACCUCUUCUAUAAGCUGUUUACCUUGCUGUCGUGGAUGCUGAGUGUGGUGCUUCUGCUCUUCGUGGAUGUGAAGGGUGCUUUGCUCCUGCUGUCAUUUCUUUGGAUCGUAGGUUUCAUUUGGGCGUUUAUAAAGCAAACUCAGUUUUGUAAUUCUCUACAUAUGGAAUUCUUAUAUAGGACUGUUGUUGGAUUCAUCCUCGUGUUUACGUUUUUUAAUAUCAAGGGACAGAAUACCAAAUGUCCGAUGUCUUGCUAUUAUACUGUAAGGGUGCUAGGCACCCUGGGCAUCUUGACUGUGUUUUGGGUUUAUCCUCUCUCUAUUUUUAAUUCAGACUAUUUUAUCCCUAUCAGCGCCGUCAUAGUUCUCGCUCUUUUCCUUGGGAUUAUUUUUCUUGCUGUUUAUUAUGGGGUUUUCCACCCAAACAGAUAUGUAAAAACACAGCAUGACGAAACUGAUGGAAAAGCAGCCCAGGGAGAUGGUAGAAUGAGAUAUUUUCUAAUGGACUAAGUUAUGAAUCUAUGAGAAAUGUUUUAUUUUUGCUUCAUUAACUAGUAAAGAAAACAUCUGCUAUAUGUUUGUGUUGUUUGUUAUGUUUGCCACCUUCGACUUUAAGUGAGUUAUGGUACAUGGUAAGUGAGAGCAUAAUAAUAUUUUCUUAUUUAAAAUAUUUCUUCUUUAUGCUGCUGAGGAUUAAGCCCAGAGCCUUGUACACGCUACACUAGUAUUUCACCACUGAGUCACACCCCCAGCCAUUUCAAUGGUUUCUAAAGUCCUGAGUAUUGUGGUACUUCCUUUCUGUCUGAUAAUGUAUGUACAUACAUUCAGACAAAUAUUCAUACAUAUGCAGAAAUAAAAAAAUCUUUAAAAUGGUUUCUUUAUUCAUUCCUGGCGACAUAAUGUUUGUGUAUAACCUAUAUACUUUUGUAUCAUUUUCAUGGUCUAUGUUCAUUGGUGAUAAGUUUCUUUCUUUCUUUCUUUCUUUCUUUCUUUCUUUCUUUCUUUCUUUCUUUCUUUCUUUUUUCCUUCCUUCCUUCCUUCCUUCCUUCCUUCCUUCCUUCCUUCCUUCCUUCCUUCUGUUUUUCGAGACAGGGUUUCUUUGUAGCUUUGGAGCCUAUCCUGAAACUAGCUCUUUUUUAUCCCUCUAUCUGAUAAUGUUUUUAUUUUUUCCUUCAUUCUUGUACAUUCAUACACACACACAUAACGCACACACAUACAUACACAUAUAUGUUAUCCCUGUGGAUAUUAUCUUACGCAUCUCUGAAUCAUAUAUAGAAAACAUAUUUAUAAGCUCUCUCUCUGCAUAACCUAGACUGGCUUUGAACUCAUGAUCCCCCUGCUUAGCUUGUGGGUGCUGGGAUUGCCGUUGCCUACUGUCAAGCCUAAAUUGUGUGUGAUUUUCUUUUCUUUCUUUAGAAAAAAAUUUCCAGAUACAGAAUUUUGGAUUGGUAGGAUAUUUUUCACCUUUAAGCACUUAUUUCAUUAGUAAGUAAUAAUACCACUCUUUUCUGGCCUCCAUGUUUUCUGGGAAGACUUGGUGAUCAUUCAAAUCGCAUUCCUCUGUGUAAUGUGUUGUCAUUUGUUGAUACUUUCUGAGGUUGUUUUUACCAUUGCUCUUGUUCUGUACUCUCCUGACCAUUGUGUCAGUGAGGGUGGUUUGUUCUGCACUAGUACGACAGCCGUGCCAAUGAGCGUGGUUUCUUCCUUAUAUGGAUCUCAGCCUGCUUUCUUCAAGUUUCUAGAAAAUGUACAUUUUAGUUUUUACCAAAUUAGCAAGCCUCUGGCUAUUAUUUCCAUUUUUCUUUGUUUCUGAACUCUGUUACAA
Alexandromys fortis (reed vole) is the source of this 3020-nucleotide messenger RNA. RefSeq names its product XK related 9 (gene Xkr9). Gene Ontology annotation, cellular component: plasma membrane. NCBI's taxonomy places the organism in Eukaryota, Metazoa, Chordata, Mammalia, Rodentia, Cricetidae. The record is from RefSeq and is a predicted model, not a curated record. The coding region runs from base 584 to 1705 and encodes 373 amino acids. Gene Ontology annotation, biological process: engulfment of apoptotic cell; phosphatidylserine exposure on apoptotic cell surface; apoptotic process involved in development. The transcript is spliced from 5 exons.